CGCUGCUCUCCUACAUGCUGACGACGAGACCCCGGAAGCACCGAGCUGCCUGCCUGCUUUGUUUUGUUUUGGUAGUGGAGUUGGAGAAGAGGUAGAGAGGCCGAGGUCCGUCCGGGAGAGAACCGCUCACUAAAUGGGGAGAGCCAUAUCGGGGAUGGAAGAUGACAGACCGAUAGCCGACGCCUGUAAAAUGCCGAGUUUUAUCAGCGGUUUCGAGGAGGAGAGGGUGAAAUUGUCCCGUAACCUGCCGGAAGAAACUUCCUUCACGGACAGCAAAGUUGAGCACUCGGUCAGGGAUUUGAGCCGUCGUGUCACCAGAUCAAACUCGCGGUUAUCCCUGGACGGAGGUGAGCGGGACUCGGAGGACAGGAGCAGCGAGGAGGAGAGGGAUGCGAAGGGCAACAACAACAACAACUGCAACGGCGGAGGAGGAGAGAGGAGGAGGAGGGCGAGCGCUGUCGAGAUUUUGAGGAGGAAUUUCGGGGUUUCAAAAUCUCCCUCUCUGUGUCUAAAUACAAACAGCCGGAUGCAGCGCGGCGCGGAGCACGAACAACAUCGCGAAGGAAAUGUUAAUAACCACGUUUAUAACGGUUAUGGAACCGAACGUGGCGAAUGUAAAAAGUCGGAGCGUGAAACGGGCGAAGCGGGUACUAAAAACGAGCCAACUUUGAACGACUUGACUUCGGUUGUACAAAGAGUUGAAUUUGUAACCGUUAACGUUGCUGGUCAGCGCCAUCGUAAACGUGACAGUGACAGCAACACAGUAGCUUUAGAUGAUUCUUUGAACACUAAAGAACACGUCUACUGCACUGUGUACUGCAUCGCUAACGACAGAAAAGACGUUGUAAUCACAGACGAUGAAACGGUCACAUCUGACGCAUCAAAAAUGGACUUGGAGACAGAACAGGAAGCAGGCUCGAGUCCCGAACCGGCUCUGUACACAUUGGACGACCUGGUGGAUCCUUUCUGGGACAUGACCCACCCGUUGUCCAUGGAACAGGCCGGUGCGGGGACUACGAUGCAGAGUUGCCGGGUGUGCCUGGAAGAGAAAACCAUCGCACCCCUGCCCUGCUGCAGGAAGGCCGUGUGCGAUGAGUGUCUGAAACUCUACGUCAGCUCUCAGGUGCGAGUAGCCAAAUCUUACAUCAGCUGUCCAAUCCCAGAGUGCAGUGGCUUCCUGGAGGAGGGAGUGGUAAUUUCCCAUUUAGCCAAUGAAGACGUAGCAAAAUACCGUUACUUUUUGGAGCUGAGUCAGCUAGACUCGAGCACCAAACCAUGCCCCCAGUGCAGUCAGUUCAGCUCUCUGAAGGGGAACAACUCCAACCACUCCGAGCACAAGUACAAGAUCCAGUGUAGCAAUUGCCAGUUUGUGUGGUGCUUUAAAUGCCACGCACCAUGGCACAAUGGGGUCAGAUGUCGCGAAUACAGGAAAGGAGACAAGCUGCUUCGAAGCUGGGCUAGUGUCAUAGAGCACGGGCAAAGAAACGCCCAGAAAUGUCCACAGUGUAAGAUCCAUAUUCAGCGUACAGAGGGAUGUGACCAUAUGACAUGUACGCAGUGUAACACUAACUUCUGUUACCGCUGUGGAGAGCGCUACCGACACCUAAGGUUUUUCGGGGACCAUACAUCCAACCUCAGUGUGUUUGGAUGCAAGUUUCGCUAUCUACCUGAUAAACCUCAUCUGAGACGGCUAAUUAGAGGGUCUGUCUGUGCCACUAAGGUGCUGAUAGCUCCAGUGGUCAUUUUGUUGGUCAUGGUGCUCGGAGCUUUCGCACUGGUGAUAGGUAACACAAUUAUACACGUGAACACACACAUGCACAAAAAAAUCAGGGUGAAGCUCCAGCGAGAGUGGCAACCCAAAAUCAGCUAAAUGGUUUGACUAUAUUACAGAUAUUUUCUUCCACACAGCAAAGCAGGUCCACUCUCUAUGCAAAAAUAACAAACAUAAUCAUGCCACAAACUUUAUAUUGGCAUGCAUGUCAGUCAUUCUCAGUUAUAUAAAGAGAAGUAAACUGCCAAAGCUUUAGAUCCAAAUUAUCACUCUCUGGGUGACUGGCUUUUAUUUCCUGAAACUACAUUUACUAGUAAAAUCAUCCAGCUGCACUCUGUGAGCACUCCGUCAGACAGGGAUGUGAACUAUUGAUGCCUUGGCUGAACUGUAAUUAGUGUUAAUCUCUUUCCCAUGUCUGUGCGUCUGACAGAUGAUCCGCUGCGGGCUAACAUGCCGUAAUGGAAGAAUCACAUUUAUUGUCAUCGUUAUUAGAAUCAGUGCUGUGCUGCUGCUGCUGUCUUUUUCAGCCUAAUUAACAUACACAUCCAGUAUGCCAAAUAUGUAGGCAGUUUGCUAUAAGAUAGAAUAAUCAAAUCCAUAUAGAAAACUCAUCAGAGCUUGACAUUGACAGAUAAUUCAAAGAUUUACAUUGUACAUUAAUUAAUUGGUAAUUCAAAUUAGUAUCAAUUGAAACAAGGUUUAAAUCCAUCUUUCUCCUCACUUCCGCUUCAUCUUUACAACCACCUUCCCUGUCUGCAGGUUUGGUAGUUUUCCCGGUCUACUAUGUGUGUAAGAGGAGGAAGAAGCAGCGCACACAGGGCUCCGGACGGUGGAUCUGACUGCAACCUGCACUGCAUCUAGAACACACACACACACACACCCCCACACACACACCCCACACACACACACACACACACACACACACACACACACACACACACACACACACACACACACACACACACACACACAGACAGCUUAAAAGACGAAGCCCGCAUCUCCUCAGGGAUGAACACGCCUGCCUGAGUCAUCGCAAAAGUCUGAGAGGAACAUCACGCAAUUAACAAUGGUGAAUGGAGUUUUUAAGAUGGAAGGAAGUAUAUAAACAUAUGAAGGACGGCCUGGAUAAUCAUACUUCAUCACGCAGAAUAUUUGUAUUUCAGUAGACCGCUGCUGCAAAAGAAAUGCUGGAUAUUCAAGAAGAAAAGGAAAAGAAAAUGCUAAUUUAAACUAACAAAUUUUUUCUUCAGAUGAUGGUUGACAUGUGUUGCAAUCCCCUUAAAUCUCCACUAAAUUUAACAGCAUUGAACUUUCUUGCUGGCCACCUUUUGUCCCGGGCACAAUACAGGAAGUUUCAGCAGUGUACAUUUGACAAACGUUAGCUUGGAGCCCGUCAGUUAGCCUGAUAUGAUGACAUACUGUUGAAUAUUGUGGAUGAAAGUUUUUUUUUUAAAGGUUUGACAGUGGUGGAUACAAUUUGACUUGAUAAACACAGACUGCUGGAAAAUGGGAGGAGGACCUCACAGACGAAUAAUAGAGAAAUGUGAGGAAAUCUAAUCUUCUUGUUGAACUUUUGCAAACGCUUCUUCAGUCAUUUGUCAAAAGUGCAAGCUGGAAACUGAAUUCAGGACCAAGCCAUGAUGGAAAAAAAUGAGUUCUCACAGAUGCAACAAAGCUGACAUUGAAUUUGUGCAAUCUUCAUCGAAAAUUUGGACAUUUGGAGUAAGCACACAGUAUUCAAAAUAAUAUGAAAGGACUUAAUUUGGACGGAUGGAAGGAUGACACGUUACUAUUCUUGGCUUUCCUGGAUAACCUCGACUCUGCCUCAAGCUUUUGCUAGACAGAGUGAAAGUUGGGUCCUGUGUCCCCACCCUAAGAGUGACACCUAGUUUCAAAGGCCACACCAACCUUAGCUUUAAAAAAAGGUGUCCUGUUUGCAACAAAUAUUAAGCCCACUGACCCCUUAAAGGUCCCAUGACAUGGUGCUCUUUGGAUGCUUUUAUAUAGACCUUAGUGGUCCCCUAAUACUGUAUCUGAAGUCUCUUUCCCAAAAUUCAGCCUUGGUGCAGAAUUAC
Molecule: messenger RNA, 3846 nt
Organism: Perca fluviatilis (European perch)
Lineage: Eukaryota; Metazoa; Chordata; Actinopteri; Perciformes; Percidae
Gene: rnf217
Product: ring finger protein 217
Exons: 6
Coding region: 134-1870 (578 amino acids)
Biological process (GO): positive regulation of proteasomal ubiquitin-dependent protein catabolic process; ubiquitin-dependent protein catabolic process; protein polyubiquitination
Cellular component (GO): cytoplasm; ubiquitin ligase complex
Molecular function (GO): ubiquitin protein ligase activity; ubiquitin conjugating enzyme binding; zinc ion binding
Source: RefSeq, a predicted model, not a curated record